Messenger RNA from Paramecium octaurelia, 246 nucleotides. NCBI's taxonomy places the organism in Eukaryota, Ciliophora, Oligohymenophorea, Peniculida, Parameciidae. The record is from the annotation of a GenBank genome assembly.
AUGAGUCAAUUAGGCCAAGAAGGCUGGAGUGGACAAAAGUGUUUGAAAUCAGAGGGCGAUUCAAUUGAACAACCAUUGCCUGAAUCGGAUAGAGAGGAGCAGAUGAUCGGAGCUUUGUCCACUGAGGAGAGCAAGAUCUUUAAGAAACUGAGAUUCAACUAGAAAAUAUAAAUUUUAGAUGAAAAGAAUAAAAAGCCGUAGAAACUAUUUUGUUAUUCAAUUCUCAAAAAAAGAUAAUAAUUUUGA